Messenger RNA from Daphnia pulicaria, 1003 nucleotides. Its product is annotated as salivary glue protein Sgs-3-like. The transcript is spliced from 4 exons. Lineage: Eukaryota; Metazoa; Arthropoda; Branchiopoda; Diplostraca; Daphniidae. Bases 134 to 832 code for a protein of 232 amino acids. The record is from RefSeq and is a predicted model, not a curated record.
UAAUGUAUAGCUAACUGAAUUAAAACGCAAUAAAAAGCGAGAUGAGCAAUACGAGUUAUCACCAUUCGUCGUCGGCCAGCGUUACCCUAUACUUAAGGUUUCUCCGCGAAAAUCGACUGCUCUACACUUCACGAUGCGUCCCACACAAUUUUUGACAAUCUGCUUCAUUUGUCUCUUCAGUCGUGCCCACUCGUAUUCUCUAGAGUCCCUUGGGUUGAGCCAGCUCAGCAAUGUUUUUCGCGGCGGUUUUGGAGCUUUUGGCCGCCAAAAUGGAGGUAUUGGCGUUUUUCGCGGCGGUUAUGGAGAUUCGAAAGUGGCUGAUGACAUGGAAUUGAGACAAGACCCUCUCACCGAAGCUCCUAUUACCGAAGCUCCUAUUACCGAAGCUCCCAUCACUGAAGCUCCUAUUACUGAAGCUCCUAUUACUGAAGCUCCCAUCACUGAAGCUCCCAUCACUGAAGCUCCUAUUACUGAAGCUCCCAUCACUGAAGCUCCUAUAACUGAGGCUCCUAUUACUGAAGCUCCCAUCACUGAAGCUCCUAUUACUGAUGCCCCGACGGACCCACCAACUACAACUAAACCUACCACAAAAAAACCAACAACUAAAAAGCCAACAACUAAAAAACCCACAACUAAAAAACCCACCACCAAAAAACCCACCACUAAGAAACCUACCACUAAAAAACCCACAACGAAAAAACCUACUACUAAAAAACCUACCACAAAGAAACCCACUACCAAGAAACCUACCACCAAGAAACCCACCACCAAAAAACCUACCACCAAGAAGCCAACGACAAAGAAACCUACGACGAAAAAACCGGUUGGUUAGAGCUAUACCAAAUAUUCGUAUUUUCAAAAUGUAAUUGGCUUAUGUUGUUCCACCCGUCCUACGUAUUUAGUCACCAUCAACAUUAUUUAUAUAUUUUAAUCAGUGCGUGGUUUUUGUGCUACAAAUCACAUGUUGAUGAAUAAGGGCAAAAUAAAAUUCUUUGAUCAGCAA